AUGAGCUGUGUGGUUGUUUCCAGUUCUCUGAUUCAGUUUGACAUAAUUCUGGUGCCACAGCGCCCCCUGUCCCCCUUGAUUCUUUUAUCCUAUAGAGUAGACCACAGACUCCAAGCCUUAGAAGCACAGUUUAAAGAACUGGACUUCACCAAGGAUAGUCUGACCCAGAGAUUUGAACAGCAUAGCAAGGCCUUGGCAAGCCAGGCAGCCCAAGAUGAGCUGUGGACGGCAGUCCUGGCACCCAAAUUCACUCCAAUGGAACUGAAUAUUUUAUACAGCUACGUCAUUGAAGUACUCUUCUGCUUGCACACUCGUGUGCUUGAGAAGCUGCCAGACCUGGUGAGAGGGCUUCCCACCUUAGCCUCUGUCCUGAGACGAAAAGUCAAGAACCAGCGCAUUAGGGUUGUGUGGGAGUCUGUUCUGGAGGAGUGUGGACUGCAAGAAGGAGAUAUCACAGCACUUUGUACCUUCUUUAUUGCACACGGUAACAAGGCAGAACACUAUGGUGCUAAAGUGAGGAGGAUGUAUAUCAGGGACGUCGCUUUCCUGAUCACUAACAUGGUAAACAAUCAGGCUCUGCGGGAUGGUUUGCUGAGGGCUGUUCAGGUCAUUGAGAAGGGGAAAGCAGUUAGGGCCCCCGAAGAGCAAAAGUCAUCCCUGAAAGAGCUGAUACCAUCAGUCAGAAACUAACUUUGAUGACCAAGAGAUUCUACUUGUAGUAGUUUAUCUUGCAAAUGGGGAAAAAAGAUGUAUGUGCAAUUUAUUACAGGCUUAUUUUUACAGCAAAAGUGAGGGGAACUUUAAAUAAAAUAUGAUAAAUUGAUAGGAUGGAUACUUUCUGUGUAGCAAUAAAGAAAAUGAAAAAGCUAUGGAGCUAUCACCAAGAUGUAUUCCUUUAAAACAUUUCCUAUAUAUUGUUAAGUGGAAAUAAAGGGCAAAAACAAAUACACACACACACACAAGCUUAAAAAAUAUAUCCAUAAACUUCAUAAGCUUCUUCCGAAGAGAUACAUUAGAAAGUAAGAACAUUGGUUGUCUAAGAAAAAAAACAAAGAGACUAGGGGUCAAAGGUAGGAGGAAUUCUUUUUACUGUUAAUCUGUUUUGUACAUUUUGAAUUUUGAACCAUGUGAAUGUACUAUAUACUAAAAGACAAAAAAACCCCAAUAAAAACACCUAAUAUAUAUUAUAUGUUGUGCAUUUUCUCUCUGGUACACUACCAUAG
Molecule: messenger RNA, 1223 nt
Organism: Ailuropoda melanoleuca (giant panda)
Lineage: Eukaryota; Metazoa; Chordata; Mammalia; Carnivora; Ursidae
Gene: SMCO1
Product: single-pass membrane protein with coiled-coil domains 1
Exons: 3
Coding region: 1-690 (229 amino acids)
Source: RefSeq, a predicted model, not a curated record